AUGGCUCAUCGACUGCAACAAAUCUCCAACCAAUUGGCUCGUGAUACCCAGCCCGUUGACCCUUCAAGGAUUGACGGUCAAGUGGUUCUGAUCACGGGCGGUGCGCAAGGAAUUGGACGAGCGACCGCAAGUCUUCUUGCAUCGAAAGGUGCUAAAAUUGUACUGGCCGAUGUAGACGAGACAAAAUCCAAUGAGGCCGUAAAAGAACUGCGUCUCGCAGGAUACGAGGCAGUUUGUGUCGUGGGAGACGCAGUUCACGAAGCAUUCCCGGCAAAAGCAGUUGAUGCUGCAUUGAAAGCAUUCGGCAAGGUUAACUGUCUCGUCAAUAAUGCCGGGUUCUGCUACGACAGCGCCAUCCACAAGAUGAGCGACGAAAAAUGGGAUAUCAUCAUGAAGAUCCAUAACUAUGUUCCCUUCCGGAUGAUUCGCGCACUGUCUGCUCAUUGGAUGGAUCCUCAGACUGCAGAGAUGCCCAAGACUGUCAUCAAUGUAUCCUCGACAUCCGGGCUCCACGGUCAAAUGGGCCAGAUUAACUAUGCGACCGCGAAGUCGGGGAUACUAGGACUGACCAAGUCGGUUGCAGCGGAGUGGGCGAGAUACAAUGUUCGCUGCAAUGCUGUCGCAUAUGGGUGGAUGGAUACGCGACUAACGAAGCCGCCCACGGAAGAGAACAAAGUUUUGAUUGCUGGUCAGAAUAUUGUCACUGGUAUUCCUGCGAGCGCACGGAAAUUUAGGGACACAUCGGAUAUCCCUCUAGGACGGCCAGGCACUGUUGACGAUGCUGCUAAUGUUAUGUUGUUUUUGGCCAGUCCGAUGUCGUCGUAUGUCACGGCGACUUGUAUUGAAUGCACUGGAGGACGAUAUAUGUGA
Messenger RNA from Penicillium paradoxum, 870 nucleotides. Its product is annotated as SDR family NAD(P)-dependent oxidoreductase. The transcript is spliced from 5 exons. The record is from RefSeq and is a predicted model, not a curated record. Gene Ontology annotation, molecular function: oxidoreductase activity, acting on the CH-OH group of donors, NAD or NADP as acceptor. Lineage: Eukaryota; Fungi; Ascomycota; Eurotiomycetes; Eurotiales; Aspergillaceae. Bases 1 to 870 code for a protein of 289 amino acids.